CAAUUGUUUUCGUUUAUAUGUUUCGAUGCCGUCAUCUCGAUUGCCGUUAUUCAUCACUUUGCCACGACGGAGAGGAGGGUCGCCGCACUGAAAGAGUUGGCAAGGGUGCUGCGAAUCGGGGGACGGCUUAUGGUGUCCGUGUGGGCGAUGGAACAGAGGCAUCGACGGUUCGAAUCUCAAGACGUGCUGGUGCCAUGGAGUCGACCAAUGAACUCGAGUAGCGAUGAUAAGACUUCAUCCAUAGAGAGAGACCUUAAUUCAACAACGACGACGUCUGAUGACGACGCAGCCACUCAUUAUCACGCUUACACCCAAACCUCUGAUUCGGAUCACUCUUUUCCUUCAUGCAGUGUCGGAGGACGUAAAAGAGGGCGAAAUCGGCAUCGCGGUCGUUCUAUUGAUCCCAUUUGUCCCAGCAGCUCACAAAGCAGCUCAGACCUGUCCAGUCCGAACGAGUCGUGCUAUACCUUCGUGCGAAAGGCUUUACAGAAAUUGGCUGGAACGCGUCGAAAUAGGGGCGGCCGGAGACCAUGGUUUCUUCAAGGGUUGGACAUUCCCAUGGACGAGGAUAACCACCAUUUCGGCUCUUUAGAAGAAGACGCGGUGGAGGCGCUCGAGUACAGAAAUAACUAUGGGAAUCUGCCAAUCAACAAUUUCAUGCCGAUUGAACUUCGUCAAUUGGAGUCAUCAGAUUAUGCAGAGCUUUUCCAACUACAAGGAAGUCUGGAUGGGGGCAUGGUGAAGACGAGCAACUCGAAACCACCAGGACUGUUGUUCUCCAAUAUUCUCUAUCCACGAAGACGUACUUUGGAGACGACUUGCGAAUUGCAACCAUCCUCCAGCUCUGGCGGGACUGUUCAGCCCAAGUCUAAAAGCUUGAGUGACUUGUUUGGUCUAAUUCCUGGUGGAAUUUUGCGUUCUCAAAGGAAAUCCGCAGAAGAUAUUGAGAAUGCCCGGGCUGAGAUGCAACUUAAGAUUCAAUUGACUGGAGUUGCAGCUGGGACCCGUUCGACCUCCUCCCUUUCGGGUGGCUUCUCUCCAACCGACUUUCCUGAAGGCGUUUCACACAAAGCCGUACAGACGGACAUGGUGAACAGUAGUUUAGAAUCGUUGGGAGACAGACCAGAUUAUCACUUUGAGUGUUGUGGUUGUGGUGAAAGUGUCGGAAAUGGGAACAACAACAAGCUGCGACCAGUUCUGGUCAAACAGAAGCAAUCAGUCUGCUCUCCAUCUGCAUCUGGUGACGAGAACACUGGGUCCCAUAAUCAUGACCAUCAAGCAUCCGUCACUGGUGCAGGAGGGGACGGAGAGUCGUCAUCUCUUUGUUGGGGCGAAAUGAAAAAAUCGGUACGGGAUUUGCCAGAGUUGAAGAGACACCCCUCAAACACGCUCCAAGUACCCCCGACCACACGGACUGGUGGUCUCGGGCUGGGAUCCUCAUUCUGGAAACAAUCCUCCCUUAAUGAAGAGCUCAUUUUCUCCGAGAGACUCAAGGAGAAGCAACUUCUCAAGCAGCAAGUGCAGAAGCAGAGCUCUCUUAAUGAGGAAUUGAUUUACAAACAGAGGAGAGAAAACACGAGAUGGGACGCCAUGAAAGAAGCCAUCCUAAAUUCGUCUAAUGUGAAAUGUCUCCAGUUGAUCAGGGAUGGAAUAAGUUCCCGAUUUCGUAGUAGUAGCAACGAUGCGGGAUUAGGGGGGACGGGACAACAGAAUGGAAAUGGUUCUGGAUCUGGAAGUGGUGGAGAUCGGAGUAGCUCAGAACACUCCUGCUCCAACAGUGAGGGUCAUACGCCUAGUCCUACAAAUGUAGGAUAUAAUAAGUACAACAACCAGAGGCCAUGCCCCCCGCCCCCAGGACCACCACCGUCAGCCUCUACCUCCAUUCGAAAUGGGAUUGUGAGAAUGCUACAAAAUUGGAAGCAGGGUGAAGUGGUCGACCCUCGAGUAAGUAAUCCAUCUCUGUCAUUCGGAGGAAGACGCGACUCCACGCAAGGACCACAACGGGCCACAUCUCGGGGCCUAUUUCCACCCUUUUUUCUCAGAAGGAGUUCGGCAGGUUCUCUAAAUCUGAGCAAGGAUCAUCACCCCAUGUCAUCCUCGAAAGUGCUGUCUCCACCUCAUCUCCUUAAACGCAGACCAUCAGAGAAUGAAAUUGUCCAUGACGGAGUUGCCGGCGGAGCUUCUAACGGAAAUAAGCUGCUCCCGGGUGUGAGACAUAUUCGAAAGUUGUCAUAUUCGAAAGAUACAGGUUCUGAUUCCUCGAAAGAUUCCAGCUUCCAGUCUGAUACGAGUGUCGAUUCUGAAGACUCUUUUGCGAGUGUGAUAUUCAUUCCAAAUAACAAAUCAGGAGGAUUGGAUGGAACGGGACAAGGAGAUUCUUGCUUCACAUUUAAUGCAGAAACUAGAGCAAACUCUACUGAUUCGGAUCGCUCCCCAAAAUCACCAGCAUCACGACUUUCUCCUCCAAAUCAUAACAGUAAUUUACCUAAAAGCCCGAGUCCUUUGGCUUCAGAAUUGCUGACAAGGAGACGAAGCCCGGAAGUGAGUCCUACCAAGUUUGGCGCAGUUGCUGGUGGACAAGGAGGUGCUAUGACAAUGAUGACGGCAAACAGUAUUAGCAGUAGGGAAACGUCCCCAUCGAAAUUCGUUUUUGAUGAUGCUACCACGUUAUUAUCUCCGGGACCAGGUGGCAGUGGUGGUUAUCACAGUUCGGGUGAUGGCACAGACUUACUCGUGGUCACGAAUCGGGAAGAUGAGCACAUUUCAAACAAUAAGAAUUUGACGGAAGAAGUCGUCAGAGUUCCAAGGUUGCCAUUCAUCCAAACGGACCAAAUACCACUUUUACCCAGCCGUAGCAAAUCUCCCUUGUUACCCCUUUUGUUGGAAUCACCCCCAGUCACAGUCUCCACCACUAUUUCGUCCUCAACAUUUAGCAGGAAGAAAGUGGAACGGAUCGAGGUUCUUCGGAAACCUGGCGUGCUUCCUGAGGGCAACAAGGUUACGAGGCAACAAGUUCGGCGAAGCCUACCGAAAUCAUUAGCUGUAGAAUUGUUCAAUCCAGAAACGGACGAUGCAGACACUUCUGACACGUCUUCAUCAUCGCCAAACUCUGUUAGUUCGGUUGUCAGUGUAGUAAAUGAGGAAUCACAACCACUUCAACUCCCAGUACCCGAAAAAGAGCAACCAUCCAGUACUACUACAAACAAUGCAAUGCCGUCAUCCAACCUGGAUGAUUUUCAGCCAACCGAACUCACCUCAAUAAUGGAGGAGACUAUAGUACCAUCGGUGAAUAAGAUUAGCCACCAACUACCCCCCACUGUUGAGGAUGAAUUACAAAGCCAUGCUGCGAAGCAAACGGUGCCUUCAUCGUCAAGAAAAUCCUCUUCAUCCAAUAUACUAGAGGCAGCAGCCAACAUGGUUUCCUCUCUGGAAGGCUUAGUAUCUUCCUCCACCUCCUCCAGCCCACCUGGAAGUCGGAGAAAGUUGACCCUGGCCAAACUAGGUUCCACUUCAGAAUGGCUAAUUUCUCUUCCACAUGACUUCGGCGUGACUCGAGCUGGUGGUGGAAGUUGUAGCGGCGGUGGAGGUGGCGGCUCAUCAGCAUCAUCCUCAACCUCAUCUUCUGGACAAGGACCCCUUCGCAAACUCUCCUCUCUAGAACGUCGACACGCUGCCGGCAGCAGUGGAGAAAAACUCUGGGUGGGAGAUGUUAAAAAAUACGCACACAAAGGACCAGACGCGAAAUGGCCCACCUCGAUUAUGGACGACUCACCCCCACCAUCUGCCUAUAUCAAUAAGCCCGAAGAUGUCACUCCCAUCCCUUCCACAUCCUCCAUCCCCAAUACUUCCGAUUGUGCAGAAAUGACUGCCAAACUUUUGGAAGAAAUGGAAGAAGGAGACUCUUUAUUUGAUUCUAUCGAAAAUUUGUCCACGUCUCGCCAACACCCUUCACGAAAUCCCUCAAUUGACUCCAGCGUCCGCAUGUCAUCUACCUGCUCCUGUUCAAUUCGUGGAGGAGAAAGUUUCGAGUCCUGGUCCUCUGCCAAAUCCUCCUUAACAAAUUCGUCAUCCACGCACCAUCCUCUGCAACCCAUCAUCCCACUGCCCCCACAACACAUGAAGGCUUUCCCCACCAUAAUCCCACUCUAUCAGCCUCGGCCCAGCAGUAAUAAUCACAACAACCAAGUACAGCACCCCAGUGGAAGUGGUUCCUCGUCCUCCAGAAUGCGGCAUCAAGGGGGGCAUAGUUCCAAGUCAUCAUACGCAGCUGGGGAAGAGGACACUGAAAAUUCCACCCAUCUGACCUAUCAUCGCUAUUACCAUGUCUUUCGGGAAGGAGAACUCGACAAGUUGAUUGAAAAAUAUGUUCAAAAUCUUCACAUUAUUUCAUCUUAUUAUGACCAUGCGAAUUGGUGCAUUAUUGCAGAAAAGGUGCAGGUUUGGACCAUUUAAUAGUAUACAUGGACAACUUUUUUCCUAUACAUACGCACUUCUUCUCCUCCUUUACAAUUACCAAGGAAUGGAACGAAACUCUUAAUUGUGAUAUCUUUGUAAUAGAACUUCUUAAACAACUAUAUGGGUUAUUAAAUAUGGGUUUGUUUAACAAAUUUGUUAUGUACAAUUCCAUACUCUUAAAAAAUAUCAUAUUCAAGAAAUAAAAUCGCAGUACAGAUAGCAUAAUAAAAUGUAAUAAAUAUUAAAUUGUUAGUAUAUGUAAUUGCGUAGUUGAAGAAGAAAACAUACGCUCAUAUUCAUAAGAUUUUAAACAGCAGAUACGCGUUUAUGUAACAAUCAUGAAACAAUCUGUACCAUAUAUUUAAACUUAUCGAGAAAUUAUCGUCCUUUAUUAUGUAUCAUUGUAGUUCAUACUGUGACGAUUUUCAAAUAUUUACUAAUACAUCUCGACACAUUCGCAUGUUACGCAUGAUAAAUUGACGAAACUUAUUUCCUUUCCUCUGACCAAUGUCGUAAUAAUCCAGAUAUAAAAUGUCGUCGUUUUCGAAAUUAUACAUUUUAACUCAUUUUCUUAUUAAAGUUAAAGUUAAAAACCUAAUUUUCAUAUCGUAUUUAUAUAAAAUAGUGCAGUAGUUUGUUUGAUGGAUUUUAUAAAAAUAGGACUGGCCCCUCUCCACAAACAAGUGUUUCUGACUAUCACCUUGCAAAAAAUUACAAAUUUUUAUCUUAACAAAUGCACAAGACAAGAAAUGCGAAAAGGACACGAACAUUUCCUUUUUACACUGUACAUGCAUAUUAAAUGCUAUACACAUUAAACUGAUUACAUUUAUUAAGCCUCCUUCUUAAAUACGAAUGUGAUUUAAUUGUGAUUUGUUAUUUAAUUGAACUGUAGAUAGCAGAAAAAUAUGUUGCUUAAACUUUCCAAACUCAUAUAAUACAUAAAUCGUAGCAUUGAUAACAAAUGUUUCACUGUAAAAAAAACUAAAAUUAAUUUGUAAAUUUUCCUAAUUCUUCUAUGUAUAUAGUAAAUAAAAACAAACUAUUAUGUAGUAAUAUAAACGUUUAUCCAUGAAUCAUAAUAAUCCAAAUAAAAGAUUACUUAAAAUA
This is a messenger RNA of Folsomia candida, 5562 nucleotides long. RefSeq lists its product as uncharacterized. The record is from RefSeq and is a predicted model, not a curated record. The transcript is spliced from 6 exons. Gene Ontology annotation, cellular component: nucleus; cytoplasm. NCBI's taxonomy places the organism in Eukaryota, Metazoa, Arthropoda, Collembola, Entomobryomorpha, Isotomidae. The coding region runs from base 130 to 4452 and encodes 1440 amino acids. Gene Ontology annotation, molecular function: tRNA binding. Gene Ontology annotation, biological process: tRNA wobble uridine modification.